ACGGGCUUCGGUCCCCCGCGCCACCCGCGCGAUGGGCUCCGAGGUGGCUCAGCUGCUGGAGGCUGCUGACUUCGCCGCUCGCAAACACCGGCAGCAGCGACGGAAAGAUCCCGAAGGGACUCCCUACAUCAACCACCCCAUCGGUGGGCGCGCCGGUGUGGCCCGGAUCCUAACCCACGAGGCGGGAAUCACUGACAUUGUGGUGUUACAGGCGGCCCUGCUCCACGACACAGUAGAAGACACAGACACUACCCUGGAUGAGGUAGAGCUGCACUUCGGAGCCCAGGUUCGGCGCUUGGUGGAGGAAGUAACAGAUGACAAGACUCUACCCAAACUGGAAAGAAAGCGGCAACAGGUGGAGCAGGCACCCCACAGCAGCCCAGGGGCCAAACUGGUGAAACUGGCAGACAAACUAUACAAUUUGAGAGACCUGAAUCGCUGCACCCCUCAAGGGUGGUCAGAACAGCGAGUCCAGGAAUACUUCGAGUGGGCAGCACAGGUGGUGAAGGGGCUUCAAGGAACGAACCAGCAACUGGAAGAGGCACUAAAGCAGCUGUUUGAGGAGCGGGGGCUGACUCUCUGAGCGGUGCUUGGUGACAUCCUGUAGCCUGGCUCCAGCGAGGCCCGAGCACGAUGAAAUUCUUCCUGCAGCGUUCUAACAUUCCUCACUCAGCUCAUACAUUCCAGGCUAAAAACGUCUGCAUUUUCUAACUCAACUGAGCGCCAGAUAUGGACAUCAGAUUUACCCAUCCCUCCGUGUACAAGUCUUGGGUCUGUUUGCUAUUUUUCACGGUGGGACUUCUGGCCCCUCAGGGAUUUAGGAUUGCGUAAGCUUUGGCUUAUAAACCAUGGGAAAUAAAGAACUUAGGGUAAAACUUAAA
Molecule: messenger RNA, 881 nt
Organism: Chionomys nivalis (European snow vole)
Lineage: Eukaryota; Metazoa; Chordata; Mammalia; Rodentia; Cricetidae
Gene: Hddc3
Product: HD domain containing 3
Exons: 4
Coding region: 32-583 (183 amino acids)
Molecular function (GO): guanosine-3',5'-bis(diphosphate) 3'-diphosphatase activity
Source: RefSeq, a predicted model, not a curated record